Molecule: messenger RNA, 1471 nt
Organism: Prorocentrum cordatum
Lineage: Eukaryota; Dinophyceae; Prorocentrales; Prorocentraceae
Source: the annotation of a GenBank genome assembly
CUUAAGGCUCGGCCAGCAGAUUUUCAGUUGCGUUUAUCGCUGUCUGAAUAACCCUUCCACAGUUCGGUAAGGAUGCAGUUUCCUGAUCAAUGUUCGGAUGUGCAUACCCUUGUCACCUUCCUGCAUCGGGCUACGUUGCUCCGCCUCGCGAAGGCAAGUGGAGGCCACAUCCAAGGUUGCUCGUUCGGGGCCAAGCAGUGUGCGAUGACGCCCCACUGGAGGAGGCGAUGCCGCGAGUUGGACACCGUGGCAGGAUGGGCAAGGAAAAUAUCACCCGAGAAAGUUCAGAACUUCCUCACCGAGCUCGACGCGGAGCUAGCAGGCCAGAGGGCCUGCACAGAGACGUCGGAGGACGCUGCCAAUCACAACUUCCUGGCAUCUGGAAGGUACGUCGACAUUGGCACGCAGACCCAGGACGGAAGCGUCCACAGCAGCGGCCUCGAGCAGGAGUGCCAGACAGACCUGAAGCUCCACCACUUUGCUCAGGCCGCCAAGCAGAGCUCCAUCUCUGAUGACGAAGUUGCCGACUACGAGACAGAGUUCUUCCCGCACCUCGUCGUGCACAUUUCGCCUGAUGAGCAGGCUACGGAUCCCGAUAAGCAUCAGGGCGGUCACAUUGCCGACGAGGUCAAGCUCUUCGACUGCCGCGCCGACAGCAGCUCUGAGGUCAACACCUUCGAGGUCAGCCACACUGACUGCGACACGGAGGGGGCCCUUGACUGCUACGACGACGGCAGCGCGGGCAAGAGCACCGAGAAGGCCUCGGAUUGGGGCAUUGACAGUUGGGCCUCUGACGAGGAGGCGAAGGACACUUCUGCGCCAACUGAUUCAUGCUCGCUCAUGCUGGACGUCCCAGAUGUAGGCCUCCGCAGUCUCCAUUGUAUUUUCGCCAAGCCGAUUCCGAUGGCUCGAUUGCCCACCGUCACGAGCUACUGCCCUUUGUGUGGAAUCGGAAUCAAGCAGCAAAGGAGGCUGUACAGAGAUCGGCCUCAUCUAUGUGUGGACUGCAGCAGCAAGAGUGUUUAGCAGGCCCCGUUCCUGCUAUAGCUCCACACCCAUUGCCCUUCAUCCAUCUCUGAGCAGAUUGCAUGUGCAAAUCUCUCGUUGGAGGAAUGGGGGAAGGGGGAAUUAUGGGAGAUGGGAUCCGGGAGGCUUCGCUCGCCAGAUAGAGGUCAGACGGCCUCGCGCGUGACCUUCCUGCUCUCUGAAUGUUCUCCCCCACCCAUCGUCCUCCAUCCUGCUAGCCGCGCGAGUAGGCUUUUGGAGUGGGUGGACUGGGGCGGGAAAAGGGGGGGGGCACUCGUUACGACGAUGCUGUCGCCUUUGCGCAGCAUCCUACAUAUCUGCCCUGCCCGAGGCGUCCUCGGGGCGUCCCAAGUUGAGCGGGCUCUGGGCCUCAUCCCCCUUCUCCUCCCCAGAAGCAGAAUGCCAGAACAGGCUUGUUUUCCACAGCCUGCCCAGUUCUCGAGGG